GAAAACGUGGCGUGCGUGUAGGUGAAGUAGAAGCAGAGUGAGUCCAAGCGGAGUCAUCGUCUUCCAUAUAUAACUUCCCCCCGUAGCAGCCACCACCACCACCUCCAGUUGAGUUUGGAGGAUUGUUUUUCAAGGUUUAUAGAAGAGAAAGACAAGAAGAAAACGAAAACUCACCUUGUCCGCCACCAGACCAUGGCGGCGGCGGCCCAGCUCCGUCGCUUUCCUCUCUCAAAACACUUAUCUCAGAUCAUCGGAAACCGCCAUCUUCCUUCUCAACCACCACCCUCAAUCCCAAUCGCAUCCCCUUCCUCUCCCCUCUUCCGCCCAGCAUUCCAUUUCUCCUCCUCCGCCGCUGCGGCCGCCGGCGGAGGGUGGAGCAGAGGACCAUUGGGGGCUUUUCUAAACGGAUGGAGAUCUAGAGUCGCCGCAGAUCCCCAAUUCCCAUUCAAGGUCGUAAUGGAGGAACUAGUAGGAGUAAGCGCGUGCGUUCUCGGCGACAUGGCCACUCGCCCUAAUUUCGGCCUGAACGAGCUCGACUUCGUCUUCUCCACUCUCGUCGUCGGUUGCAUCCUCAAUUUCGUCCUCAUGUACCUCCUAGCACCAACCCUAUCAUCUUCUUCAUCCAAAACCCUAACCCUACCUUCGAUCUUCUCCAACUCCCCCACAAGCCACAUGUUCGAAUCCGGACCCUACACUCCCCUCAACCGCUUCGGAACCUUCGUCUACAAAGGACUUCUCUUCGCCGCCGUUGGAUUCGCCGCCGGACUCGUCGGAACGGCGAUCUCGAACGGGCUGAUUGCGAUGAGGAAGAAGAUGGAUACGAAAUUUGACACUCCGAAUAAAGCUCCUCCGACGAUUUUGAAUGCGGCGACAUGGGCGAUUCACAUGGGAUUGAGCAGUAAUCUGAGGUACCAAACACUGAAUGGGAUCGAGUUUUUGCUUGCGAAUUUGGUGAGACCUGUGGUGUUUAAGAGCUCGGUGGUGGUUCUGAGAUGUUUGAAUAAUGUUUUGGGAGGAAUGUCGUUUGUGGUGUUGGCGAGAUUGACUGGGUCGCAGACUUUGCAGGAAGAGAAGAAGACGAAGACCAAGAUGGAGGUGGUGGUGGUGGUUGAAAAUGGAGGAGACAAGGAGAAGGUGCUAUAGUGGCGAGCGAGCAAGGAUUCCCAAUCAAGCGGUUUGAUUCGAGUUUUAGUUGGAAAUCUCUGUUUGGAUUCUGUAUUUAAGUAAGAAUUUUGAGGAAAAAAAAUAUAUAUAUUCACUCUUUUCCUUUUCA
Camellia sinensis is the source of this 1273-nucleotide messenger RNA. RefSeq names its product protein RETICULATA-RELATED 3, chloroplastic. The record is from RefSeq and is a predicted model, not a curated record. Lineage: Eukaryota; Viridiplantae; Streptophyta; Magnoliopsida; Ericales; Theaceae.